Cotesia congregata is the source of this 4026-nucleotide messenger RNA. NCBI's taxonomy places the organism in Eukaryota, Metazoa, Arthropoda, Insecta, Hymenoptera, Braconidae. The record is from the annotation of a GenBank genome assembly.
AUGUUACCGAGCUGUGAGUCGAUGGCGAGUCUUUCCCUUAUUUUAUUAUCGUGUUAUAUUCUCAGGAUUGUUGCUGGCAAUGAGCUCAACGAAACCACGACUAAGAUAACAGAAGUGGUGACACAAAAUGUUAAUGUUCCAUUUGCUAGUAUGGAAAUAGAAGCAUCACAACAAUUGGACGGUAUUGAAGCUGAUAGUACACCUCAUUUUAUAUGUAAGCUUAGUGAACCUAGUCAUAUCUGGUGGACAUUUAGUGAUAAAAAUGUCACGACGAUUAAUGAAUCCGACUACAGGGCGAGGUUUGAUUUGAAGAAGGCUAGUAGGAAGGAUUCGGGUAAUUAUAGUUGCAGAGCCAAGACUUAUGGUGGUGAAUUUUUAGAAAAAACUAUUUCCAUACGGGUCAUAGAACCUGGUAGAACUGAACCAAUUCAAGACAUUUGGGUGAAUGCAACAGCGCCAGUAAUCCUAAAAUGUAACUUCCACGGUUUCCCUCUCCGUAAUUUCUCUUGGAUAAAAGGAAACAACACGGAAAGCAUAGAAGACUUGCGAGAGCAAACUCACGUGAUAAAAGUCAACGAAACAUAUUACGUAUCGAUGUUAAAUUUCACCCGAGUAUACAGAAAUGACAAUGGAACAUACUCGUGUUUAUCCCACGAUUUUAAUAACUUAGUAGUAGGCCUGAGGAAUCUUUUUGUUGUUGACGUUCCUCAGGUGAACAUUGACUUUAUAAAAGCAGUUGGUGCUGAUAAAAUCUACCUUAAUUGGACAGUUAACGAUGGUAAUAAACCGAUAUUACAUUACAAUGUUAAGUUUAGAAAAAAUGGUACAAGUGAUAUUGUAUAUUACCGCGAAAGAAUAAGCGGAAUUCACAAAAGUUAUGUACUUAAAGGUUUUGAAAAAUCCACGGCUUACCAAAUAAGUAUAGAAGCUACCAAUGAAAUCGGAGACUCCCAAGUAUAUACCGAUCAAAGAUUAAUAACAACCUUGAAUGAAGAUCCGGUAUUUGUACCAACGGGAAUUGUUAAAGGUAUUACCGGUGGGUCUAUAACACUCGGGUGGACUCCACCGCCUCCGGGAUUAAAAGAGCACGUACAUUAUUACAAUCUAAUGAUUAUCCACGGGAAUGAAAAAAAAGAAGCUGUACAUCACGCGCAAUCCGAAUUUAAAGAGCACGCAUUUACAGAUUUAUCACCAGCAACUACUUAUCAAUUUAAAAUAGCUGCCUGCAGUUAUUACACCCAACAAUGCGGCAAUUGGAGCGCUGAAAUAAAUGGCACUACCAUGGACGGAGUUUGUAGCGCGCCUCAAAAUUUUACUGUGAAUUGUCACUUUGACAACAUUAGCCGGUCAAGUUCUGUCUCAGUAACUUGGAGCCCUCCUGCAAUUUUAAACGGAGUAAUUACUCGUUACCAAUUAGACCUAUCGGGAAUUUCUCACUACCGCAACGAUCGAUCCCAAAGCAAAACUGAUCGUUGGGGACCCGUGAGCCACAGCACCCGAGAAAAUGAUUACAAUUGGGAGUUUAGAAGCGUACCUGCUAAUACUAAUUACACUGUGCGUAUUUAUGGGGUGACUAGAGUUAGAUCUCCCGGAAAAGAAGCUGUAGCAAAUUGCAGCAUGCCAGGAACUAUUCCGGAUCGUGAAGAUUUAAAUGCAAGGAGUUGGAGAAAAAUUGCUAAUGAUGGAAGACAUUUAUUUAAAAUUAAUCUUCCCAGAAUAUCGGAGCGCAAUGGUCCCAUUUGUUGCUAUAGAAUUUUUUUAGUUAAAUUAGCGCCUUAUAAAACUUGGGCUGAUCUUCCGCCUCCGGAGGAAUUAGAUGUUCAUUCUUAUCACUACGCUCAUUUGUCCCCCGCCGGUGGAGCUUAUGUUGCUGAAAUGUUUGACAGUGAUCAUUUAAUUCCAGAGAUUUUUCUUGGAGAUGAAAGUUUAACUACUAUUGCUACGAGAAGAAGGCGAGAUAAUUCCAUUGGUGAUAAUAUGCUCAUUGAAAAUACUUCGGAUUCUGGUCAGUUUGUGCCGAUAGACGGGUUCCUAGAUGAGCAUUCUAAUUAUACGGCGUUCAUUGAAGUGACAGUAUACGGAAGUCAAGAAGGCCAAGUAAUACCCGCAUACAGUGGCUAUUUAAACACACUAUUCGGAGGACUGGAGCCUCGCGCAAUGGUCAGUGAACAAGGAGGAACUCUUGGAGUGAUACUCCAAGUCUCAGUUGCCUUAAUAUUAAUUGUGAUAAUUCUGCUAGUGGCACUGUGCGCUCUGCACAGGUAUACAAAGCGCGCCGAGCAGAAUGGCGAAGAGAACAUUAAUUUAAGGAACAGCAUCAGGCAUCUCUGCAGGAGCUUAAGAGGAAGGCAUCAACUUGUAGCAGCUAGUCCUCCGGACAUGCCUCCGAUUCCUAAAAAUGAGUUGCUUCAGGCUUACAUGGAGCGUCAUCGAGAUUCUGACUACGGAUUUCAACACGAGUUUGAAUUAUUGCCAGACAGAUUCACCGAUCGCACUACCCGCGGAUCCGAAGCGCGAGAAAAUCUCUACAAAAAUCGGUACCCUGAUAUUAAAUCUUACGACCAGACUCGAGUAAGAUUGUCACUUAUAGACGGAAUUAUUGGCUCAGAUUAUAUAAAUGCAAACUUUGUGCUUGGUUAUAAAGAGAGGAAGAAAUUUAUUUGCGCUCAAGGACCCAUGGAUAAUACAGUUUGUGAUUACUGGAGGAUGAUUUGGGAGCAACAUCUUGAAUUAAUAUUAAUGUUGACAAAUCUUGAGGAAUAUUCUAAAACAAAGUGUGCUAAAUAUUGGCCAGACAAAGAUGAGACUAAAAAUUUUGGUGAUAUUACUGUUGAGCAUGUAAGACAAAGAACAUUUUCUGAUUACGUUGUUCGGGAAUUAAAAAUGACCAAAGUUGGAGAACGUGACUCUAGAACAAUUGUUCAGUAUCACUUUUUAGUUUGGAAAGAUUUUAUGGCUCCAGAACAUCCUCAUGCAAUUCUUAAAUUUAUUAAACGAAUUAACGAAGCGUAUUCUUUGGAGAAGGGUCCGAUUUUGGUACACUGUAGCGCGGGUGUUGGAAGAACUGGUACACUGGUAGCUCUAGAUUCUUUAUUACAACAAUUAGCUGAUGAAGGACAAGUUUCUAUCUUUAAUACUGUUUGUGAUCUACGGCAUCAACGGAAUUUCUUGGUGCAGUCUUUAAAGCAAUAUAUAUUUAUUUAUCGUUCUCUGAUGGAGAUGGCGACUUAUGGAGACACUGAAGUUCCUCUAGGACAAUUAAAAGCUACGGUAGAGAAAUUGAGGCAGCGGGAAAAUGGAAAAGAUAAGACUCGGUUGGAAGAAGAGUAUGAAGAUCUUGUUACACAAUCACAAAAAAUAAGCGCUGUUUUAGAGGAGCGUAAAUCAUUUUCAGUAGGUAGCGGUGAUGAGAAUAGAAUUAAAAAUAGAAGCGAAUUGGUUAUCCCCUAUGACCGCAACCGCGUUAUAUUGACUCCUAUACCGGGUCGUGAGCACUCUACAUAUAUUAACGCAUCGUUUAUAGAGGGAUAUGAUAAUUUUGAAUCAUAUUGGCCAGAAGAUGAAGCCGUUUAUGACCAUAUCAGAGUGUCUUAUAUUCAAAGUGAGAGUUGUCCAUAUUACACCCGGCGCGAGCUUUGUGUAGCAAAUACAAAGACCGAUGAAACUGCAGUAGUAACGCAAUAUCAAUAUCACGGUUGGCCAACGGUUGAAGGUGAAGUGCCAGAAGUAACUCGUGGACUUAUUGAGCUUGUUGAUCAAACAAGCUCCACAGAUGUUGAAUCAAAAGUUCCUAUUGUCGUCCAUUGUAGCUUUGGCUCGGAUAGAAGUUCGAUGUUUGUUGCUCUCAGUAUAUUAGUACAACAGUUGAAAACUGAAAAACGUGUCGACGUUUUCACGACAACGAAAAAGCUCAGGUCACAGAGACAUGGCAUGAUUAGUAGCUCCGCGCAGUAUGAUUUCCUCCACAGAGCAAUUAUGAAUUAUGCAGACCUACAUAAUUUAACAGAAGACGAGUCUAAUUCAUAA